Molecule: messenger RNA, 1948 nt
Organism: Dichomitus squalens LYAD-421 SS1
Lineage: Eukaryota; Fungi; Basidiomycota; Agaricomycetes; Polyporales; Polyporaceae
Product: alpha/beta-hydrolase
Exons: 5
Coding region: 1-1806 (601 amino acids)
Source: RefSeq, a predicted model, not a curated record
AUGGACGUCUUCGAUGAUGUAAAGCUGAAGUCCGAGGCUCACGUGUUUCAGCAACCCAUUGCAAAGGUCAGCAAGUCGAGUGUCUGCCACAGGCGCACCGUUUUCGGUCGACGAAGCAAGCUCCUGGUGGUUGUCGCUAGUGUAGUGACCUUAGUCUGGUACCACUACGACUUCUUACACGACACAGAGCUUCCUAAUCCAGUACCGCGCUUGCCUCAGAAUUUCGGCGCCGAUGACUUCGAUUGGUACGCGCUCUCCCCAAGUCGGGAUCUCAAUUGGACGUCCUGUUACUCCGGAGAGAAGUGCGCUCGUCUCCUCCUGCCCUUGGAUUAUGACACUCCGGAUAGCCCCGCGACUGCCAUUGCACUUCGCAUGAUUCCGGCUACGGAUCUAGAGAACUAUCGGGGCACCAUCUUCCUGAACCCUGGCGGCCCCGGCGGCUCAGGCACAGACUUUGUUCGCCGCGUUGGUCAGAAUAUUUCACGCGUCGUGGGCCCGUCAUUCGACAUUCUUGGCUUUGAUCCGCGUGGGACAGGGAGGUCGACUCCUUCGCGCGACAUCUGGGAUAUCCAGGAAGGUCACCAGCUCUUGAACGCCAGCGACAGCUCCUUGGGACUGUUCCAUUCCCGCGCCAAGUUGCUCGCACAGCGCUGUGAAGACAGACUCGGGGGAGAGUGGGGCAUCGGGAGGUUCGUCACCACAGCUAAUGUCGUGAGCGACAUGCUCCAGAUCAACAAGCAGCUUGGACAAGACAAGUUGCAGUACUGGGGUUUCAGCUAUGGAUCUGUGCUCGGCCAGUACUUCGCCGCUAUGCACCCCGACAAGGUCAAACGCUUGAUUGUCGAUGGUGUUUACGAAGCUGAAGACUACCGUCGCGGGCGCUGGGGUACCAACAUCGUUGACGCGGAGCACGUUGCCGACGCUUUCUUCACAUUCUGCCAUCAAGCCGGUGCUGAGAAAUGCAGCCUGCACGACUCAAGCCCCGAGCGGAUUCGCGAGCGAUUCCUCCGCGUCCUCGACGAAGUCGAGAAGUCCCCUGUUGGCGUACCGCGUGCCGAGCCACCGGCAAUCGUUACACGCAAGGCCCUCAUCACCCAGCUGUUCUUCGGGAGCUACAAGCCCCUCGUGUCCUACCCCAUUAUUGCCAACACGAUCCGUGCCCUCGAGACCGGAGACCAGAAUAUCCUCACCGCACUCGCACCGCAGCUCGUCAAUCUGGUCGAGUGCCAGUGCGAUGCGGUCCCAGACCUCAACAACCCCGCUGACAACGAAGCGACGUACUCGAUCGCAUGUAGCGACAGCGACGGCACGCAGUGGGACGAAGACGCGUUCAGGGAACAUUACGCCACGCUCGAAGGCCAGUCGCCCCUCGGGGCACCCUUGUGGGCGUACCUGCACAUGCAAUGCCUGGAAUGGAAGAUACGCCCCAAGACGCGCUGGACGGGCUCGCUGGGGGCGCAGAGCACGUCGCACCCGAUCCUAGUCUUGUCGGCACGGUACGACCCUGUGACGCCGCUCGCGGAUGCGCGGUUGGUCCAGACACGGUUCGGGGGUGCGGGGCUGCUCGUGCAAGAAUCGUAUGGGCACUGCUCGUUGUCUUCACCAUCCCUCUGUACGGCGCGGCAUGUGCGCGAGUAUUUCAUCAACGGGACGCUUCCGGAGGAAGGGGCCGUGUGUGGGGUUGACGAGUUGCCGUUCAUUGGGUCGGUACAGGGAGAUGUCCAGACCUUGUCUAGCGAGGAUGCAGAGCUGCUAGACGCACUGCGGGAUGCAGCGACUGCGAUGCCGGUCUAUAAUAGGUUGUAGGCCCUUCGACCGAUUGGACCGUUCAGUACCGUGGUCACUUUUGCCUGUACGUGUCCCAGACGAUCGCAACACAACAAGAACGCCAUCGUUACUCGCUUCAAGUUCCGAACCAUCUUCCAGCGAAUUGCGUUGUUAUAUCGCG